AAUGCUUGUUAAAAGAUAAGCAAGUUGUAGGAAUUUUGGGGAUCGGAGGCGUUGGUAAAACAACUAUUGCACUAGAAGUAUUUCGUCGAAACAAAAAUCAAUUUAAUGGUCAUUACUUUGUUGAAAAUGUCAGGGAAACAAUGAUAAAGAAAUCAUCAAAAUCAGCACGAAAAAAAAUAAUUUGUGAAUUAUUAAGGGACAAACAUAUAGAUGAUUUGAAUGAUCAUGUUUGCAAAAGGCUCAAGAGUAUGAAGGUAUUGAUUGUUUUUGAUGAUAUAGAGGAUCGAAACCAUUUAAAAGAUUUAGCAGGAGAGUGUCAUUUGUAUGGUGAGGGAAGUAGAAUCAUCAUAACUAGUAGAGAUUCACUUGGUUUAUCAGAAGAAGGCAUAUAUGAGGUUGAGAAGUUAAUUGAUUCUCAAGGUCUGGAACUCUUUAGCUUACAUGCCUUCGAGCAAAAUCGUCCCAAGGAAGAAUAUAAGGAGCUAUCAAAGAAGGCGACAAUCUAUGCUGGAGGCAAUCCACUAGCUCUUAAAGUUUUGGGAUCUCAUUUAUUUCGUAGGACGAUAGAAGAAUGGGAAAGCGAAUUGGAAAAAUUGAAAGGCAAAUCUCUUAAAAAAAUUGAAGAUGUUUUGAAAAGAAGUUAUGAUGGGCUAGAAAAGAAUGAACAGGAAAUAUUUCUUGACAUUGCAUGUUUCUUCAAAGGGAAAGAUAAAGAUUACGUUCAGAGAAUAUUAAAAGCAUGUGGUUUCUAUCCAGAAAGUGGAAUACCUCGUCUAAUUGAGAAAUCUCUUAUAACUAUUUCAAACGGUGCGGUAGAUAUGCAUGACUUGUUAGAGCAAAUGGGCAAGGAUAUUGUUAAUGAGGAAUGCAAACAGCUUGGAAGGCGCAGCAGGUUGUGGAAUUAUGAAGAUAUUAAUCAUGUAUUGAUAACAGAAACGGGAACCGAAAAUGUUGAGGCCAUAUCGUUUCGUCCGGGUGGGAGAGGUAUUUUGAAGCUUUUGGAGCUAAGUGCCACGGCCUUUGCGAAGAUGUGCAUUCUUAGAUUCAUCGAAGUAUGGAACAGAGUGCUCCUUCCUAAGAACUUUGAAUUUUGUGCAAGCACUAAGAUGUCUUUACUGGGAUUUUUAUCCUCUGGAAUCUUUGCCGUUAAAUUUUUGGCCAAAGAAUCUUGUAGAACUUCGUAUGCGUGGGAGCAAACUCAUACAACUGUGGAAUGGAGGAGAUAA
Molecule: messenger RNA, 1226 nt
Organism: Hevea brasiliensis (rubber tree)
Lineage: Eukaryota; Viridiplantae; Streptophyta; Magnoliopsida; Malpighiales; Euphorbiaceae
Product: TMV resistance protein N-like
Exons: 2
Coding region: 141-1226 (361 amino acids)
Biological process (GO): defense response
Molecular function (GO): ADP binding
Source: RefSeq, a predicted model, not a curated record